AUGCACCCGACCUCAACCCAGCUUCCCCAAAGAAGAGCUACCCAUGCCUCAACCCACCCAAUGCCUCCACCCGGCCUCCCAAAUGGCAGUCUCACACCUCUACUCACAACACCGUCUCCAGAAUCAGCUCAAUCAUCCAUUCACAAUGCCUCCUCCCUAGCCUCUAUCCAGAACAUCCUCUCAAACCUCCAUACCCGCGACGCAGCGAUCACUACCAGUCUCCAAUCCCUCAUAUCUUCUCAAGCCUCCCUCUCCCGCGAUCUCGGCCGACUCGAUCUUCUACGCGCGCAUCUUGGCACAAAUGUUAUAAAUACCAGGGCGAUUUCAAAUGGAAUGCUAGAUAAUGCCGCCGGCACGGCCGAGAAAUUGAGCUCGAAAGUAAAGGAAUUGGAUUUGGAGAAGAAACGAGUUGAGGAAACAUUGGCCGUUGUAGAACAAGUCGCGGAAUUGAAAGCAUGUGUAAAUGGUGUGGUGGGUAGUAUGGGGGCUCCGCAGGACUGGGAAGCUGCAGCGGGAUAUAUUGCAAGAGCGUCGAAGAUCCCGGCACAUAUUGUUGAGGGCAAUUUUGCGGCAAGGACGGUUCCAAGUGUCGAAGUACCGGAUGCGCCAGGUGUGACGAUUGAGGAAGCGAAGAAAAGCUUGUGCGGAUUGUUUUUGAGAGAAUUUGAGAAGGCAGCUGAGGAAGGGGAUGGAGUGAGAGUUACGAGGUUCUUUAAAUUGUUCCCAUUGAUUGGGAGGGAGGAGGUUGGACUGGAUGUCUAUGGAAGAUACGUUUGUCAAGGAGUAGCAGGAACGGCGAGGAAGAACUUAAAGGAGGGGACGAAAGGGGAGAGAGGCAAAGAAGGAUUCUUCUACGCGCAAGCGUUGACGAGGUUGUUUGAACACAUUGCGCAGAUCGUGGAGGGACAUGGAGGGUUGGUGGAAAGACAUUAUGGGGCCGGGAAGAUGGUUAAGGUGAUAGAGAGAUUACAGGCUGAGGCAGACGUGCAGGGCGGGAUUGUUUUGGACACAUGGGGAGACGAGAAAAAUGUCGAUAGGAGAUUGACAGAUGUGAGAAGUUAUCCGUUUUCUUUCUUGGUGCAAAGCUUUCUACCGAAUCAAAGACCGAUUGGUAUUUCGAGGACAGGCUCACCUGCAGUUGGAGCGGCUGCUAAUGGGAGAGCAAGUGAAGAUGAGGGUGUGGAUAUGAAAGAAGUAGAUGGUCUUUUGAAUGAGAUGGCUGUGAUGUUAGGCCGUUGGUCAUUAUAUACUCGAUUCUUGAGCGGCAAAUGCAGGGAUCCAGAAGCCAGCUCAGAUGAUCCUCUAGUCAUUCCAGAGCUAUUAGACAAAUCAGCUCUUAGUCGAAAAAUUUCAAAUCGUCUGAAGGAUCCGUUUAAUGUUAUGACUACAUUUUUCUUUCGACGAUCUGUUGAGAAAGCAUUUCAAUUGGAUGAAUCUCCUACAGGACUAUCUCUCAAUCUAUCAAAUCCCAUAGAUGGAACUGCUCCAUAUAUAAUCUCUGCUGUUGAUGAUGUUAUGUAUAUCGUCAAUGCAGUGCUUAAACGGUCCAUCUCAACAUCACAACGCGGUGUAAUCGAAUCUGUUAUUCCAGCAAUAAGCAGAGUUUUGGGAACCGAUUUUGUAGGAAUGGUUCAACGCAAAAUGCGAGACGAAUCUUACCCAAAACCACUCGUGCAAGGCGGAUUUCCACCGGAAGAUAGAAUUAUCGCCUUUAUUGUCCUGAUCAACAGUCUUGUUGUAUCAAAUGACUAUAUUUCCAGAAUUGUUUCGAGUCAUCUUCAAUCUCCCGAAACAAACAGCGCAUCUCAAGCUAAAGGUGCACCACCUGCUCCAGCUUUGAAAGACAUGUUCCCCUAUGGUCAUGAUUUCAAUUUCGUUUCCAAUUCUCUUACAAGUCUUAAUACGUCAUUUUCAUCAAAGAGCAACGAGUUGAUCAGCGAAGGUCUCCAAGUAAUGUUCAAUAAUGUCAUUAAACCACGGCUUCGUCCUGUUCUAAGCGAAACCUUCCGCGACGUAGAUUAUUCCCUUACCACAGAAGAUCUCGCUGAGAUGGCCCGCCAAAAUGAUACUGAUGAUGAUCCUCAAGAAAUACUACAGGACAUGGUAUCUCGUCGUUUCGAACAUCACUGGGAUGCUCUCAUGAAACCUAUUCAGAGAAUCAUGUCUAUGACACCAUUCAAUACCCUCCUAGAGCAAACCGCUCAAUAUCUAGCAAAAGUUCUAGAAAGAAGAGUUUGGAAUUAUAGCGGGAAAAUGAAUGCAUUAGGAGCAACUAGAAUGGAAAGAGAUUAUGGGGGGAUUGUAGGAGUAAUUGCGAGAGGAGGAAAGUAUGGCUUGAGAGAUGUUUUUGCAAGGGUGCUGCAGGUUGCCAUGGUUGUCAAUAUGGAUGAGGAAGAAUGGGAGGCGGUUAAUGUUGAAGGUGAUGGAUUAGGUGAAGAGGAAGUAGAGAUGGUUUGGGUUUUGACGGUGGAUGAGAGGACAAGGGCUAGGGGUAUGGUUAGGGAGUGA
This is a messenger RNA of Botrytis byssoidea, 2508 nucleotides long. RefSeq lists its product as uncharacterized. The record is from RefSeq and is a predicted model, not a curated record. The transcript is spliced from 2 exons. NCBI's taxonomy places the organism in Eukaryota, Fungi, Ascomycota, Leotiomycetes, Helotiales, Sclerotiniaceae. The coding region runs from base 1 to 2508 and encodes 835 amino acids.